Molecule: messenger RNA, 3467 nt
Organism: Gasterosteus aculeatus aculeatus (three-spined stickleback)
Lineage: Eukaryota; Metazoa; Chordata; Actinopteri; Perciformes; Gasterosteidae
Gene: oprd1b
Product: opioid receptor, delta 1b
Biological process (GO): G protein-coupled opioid receptor signaling pathway; neuropeptide signaling pathway
Cellular component (GO): plasma membrane; neuron projection
Molecular function (GO): G protein-coupled enkephalin receptor activity; neuropeptide binding
Source: RefSeq, a predicted model, not a curated record
AGGAGAGGAGAGGGAGAAGAAAGGGAGAGAGGAGCGCCCCAUUACUGGUUUGCCGUUCGGUUCCCGUGCGCUCCCGUGCACCUGCUCUGGAAAUCUCUUGACUUGCGCCCGAACUUCUGCUGAAAUGGCACUUCCUCCGCACUCUUUGGGUGAUUGGAACGACUCGGUCUCCAUAACUCCGCUGAACGUCACGUUCACCGAGGACCCGCCGCGCGCGUCCCCCGACAUCAACGACACCAACAGGGCUGCAGGCGGAGACGCGACGAGCCUCCUCAUCCCCGUGUGCAUCACGGCGCUGUACUCUCUGAUCUGCGCGGUGGGGCUGCUGGGAAACGUGCUGGUAAUGUUCGGGGUGGUCAGGUACAUCAAGCUGAAGACCGCCACCAACAUCUACAUAUUCAACCUAGCUCUCGCCGACGCCCUCGCCACCAGCACCCUCCCAUUCCAGAGUGCCAAGUACCUGAUGGGCACGUGGCCCUUCGGGGAGGUGCUGUGCAAAGUGGUCAUCGCCAUCGACUACUACAACAUGUUCACCAGCAUCUUCACGCUCACCAUGAUGAGCGUGGACCGCUACAUCGCCGUCUGCCAUCCAGUCAGGGCGCUGGACUUCCGCACGCCCGCCAAAGCCAAGCUCAUCAACGUGUGCAUCUGGAUCCUCUCCUCCGCCGUCGCAGUGCCUGUGAUGAUCAUGGCUGUUACCAAGGUGACACCUCAAGGAAAGACUUCGUGCGAACUCAGAUUCCCCAAACCCGAGCGGUACUGGGACACCGUUUUGAAAAUCGGCGUGUUCAUUUUUGCCUUCGUGGUUCCCGUCCUGGUCAUCACCAUCUGCUACGGUCUGAUGAUCCUGCGGCUCAAGAGCGUGCGUCUGCUCUCCGGCUCCAAAGAGAAAGACAGGAACAUGCGGCGGAUCACCCGCAUGGUCUUAGUGGUCGUGGCGGCCUUCAUCGUCUGCUGGACUCCCAUCCACAUCUUCAUCAUCGUCAGGACCAUGGUGGACAUUGACCGCAAGAACCUCCUGGUGGUGGCCAGCUGGCACCUGUGCAUCGCACUGGGCUACACCAACAGCAGCCUCAACCCCGUGCUGUACGCCUUCCUGGAUGAGAACUUCAAAAGGUGCUUCAGGGAUUUCUGCCUCCCGUACCGCUCGCGCCUGGAGCAGAGCAGCUUCUCCAGGGCGCGCAAUAGCACAAAGGAACCUCUGUCCGUUUGUGCGCCCGCAACGGCGCGGAGGCCGUCGGCCUGACUAGGCAUGGAUCAGUGGGCGGGGGGGCAGGUUCAGGAUGACCUCCAGACCGAGGUCACGCAGUUCUCCACUACAGGAGUCUGAGUAAGCAGGUGUCAGCUAUUAUUGUAAAGUAUCGGUUGUGUUUUUUCCAUUUUGACACAAUGGUCUGAGGAUUGUCGUUCACAAGGAUAUACCGGUACGUCCUUGGAGUGUGUGUGAAGUGCAUAUACAAUGCAUCCCUAUGGACAAACACGCACGCAGUGCAGUCAGACUGCAUCGGCCUGGUGGUGCGUAUUGUAUUGUGUUGUCAAUAACAAUAAGCAGGAGGUUGAAGUGCUGCUUCUGUUCUUUAAGGGCGUUUAAAGGUGAUCAUAUUGUCAGUCGGGACAUAGAUCCUAAACACACAGAGAAUGUCGUCCAGUGGAGUCUUUUUAGGACCAACAUGUAAUCAACGUGGCAUUGAAGUCAGUGAUGUGACCCAAAUCCAGGAGAUCACGUGUUUCACCUGAUGAAGACUAAACUGUCUCAAAAAAUCCCCUUCAGCAGCAAGAAGUAACUACGUCCGCAGUAAAGGAUCAACGGGGAAGAUACUGUGUAUUGGACCUGCUUGACUGUCUGCUAAAUAUCCCAGAUGAUGACUCUGUGUGGAGUCAUGUUAGCUUGUCUGUUACCUAAAACCUGGGUAACAUAUAAAGCAAGGCAAUUAGUUGAUAUCUUUAAUCACCUUUUAAGUUUUAUGACCUAAUUUCCUAUUUACACAUUUAGCCGUUAGAUUUGCAACAUUAUCAUACAUUUUAUGUCUGUUUCUGGCUUCUCAGAAGAGGAUAGUUUAUUUUGUUUAUUGGCUUUGGUAGCCUUCGACUCCUGAGGGAAAUAACAGCAUCUUUACACUCGCCGACGGUGUCUUUGUGCUGUCUGGUGUUGUGUACGGUCAAGCUUUGAAACAGUAACGUUGUCGACCCAGAAACUACAAGAAUAAGCCGAAUGACCCCGGUCAAAAUAAUUACAGAAAAAAGUCACCCUCAAAAUCAAGAACAAUUUUCAAUUUGAAUGAAUUGUAUGAUUAAGAAGAGAAGACUGCGCCUCCAGCGUCUGUACAGCAGGAACAUCAGUAAUCAGCUGACUCAUUGUGCUCCUCCAGCAGCGAGGCUGCUCCUUGUUUUGUAAAGCGUCCCGAUAACGUUCUGCUGACAGUGAAGUGAAGCCCUGAAGGGGAACGUGGCGCUGCGGGUUCAACCCAUAGUUGACUGAAUGACCUCAGACUGGCAUUGAAGCUCUAUUUACUCCAACACGUUAGCAGGGAACUAGGAGCUUUUUAUCCAUAUUGCGGAUAGUAGUUUCCACUGAAGAUCUUUGGACAAACGCAGAAUGACGGUGGAGAAGUGAGAAGACAUUUUGAGACAUUUUGAGAGGACAAACUGAUGUCUCUAAUCCUUCAAAAACAUCUCUAUAUAAAGGAUGAAGAUAAUAUUGUUCUGUAACAGCAAAUGAAGUGGUAAUGUGAUUUAUUGUGUUUAUGCUGUCAAGCUGUUGUAUUAUUGAGCUGCACUUGAUUCAUUAGUACAAAAUAAUGUUAUGGAACCAUGUAUUUACACUAAGUGCUAAAAUCUUAAUUUUAACUUUAUUUAUCAUUAUUAAAUGUUUUCUGCAGAUGGUUGUAAAUAUGUCCAUCAGAUUUAAAAUAUGUAAAUAUCAAAUAUUUGAAUGUUAUAUAUUUUAAAGUGUUGUGUUUCAGCAGAUAGAGUAUAUAAACAACAUUAUAUAAGUGUAAUAACUAUUUUAUUCAUUUAAUAACCUUUACCUGAUGCUAUUUCAUAGUCAAAGCAAAUAGCAUCAGUUGUAUAGUUUGUAGUUUGAAUUCAACAUUCUUCUUUUAUUGAGGUUUUCACGACAGAUGUUCACAUUUUAACUCUUCGUGGAUGCUAGUGAGGCCACGUGUGAGUCAGACAAGUCAUUUGUUGGUACAAUCAAGAAUGGAUUACUGAUCGGGGGAAUUUUGAAGGGGGGCAGGUACCUUUUACCUGGAAGCCCUCAGUGGUCAGAGGCAACAAGUCAAUUUCUAACUUCCACUACUCCAAGUUGCCUGUAGAUGAGAUGUGAGCGUGAACGGUUGUCCGCCUCUAUGUGUCUGUGAUCGGCUGCAGCGCCUCCGCGACCCUGGACGGGAUUCAUGCGGUUAUGGACAGACGGGCGGUUGGAUAAACUACAUUUUCAUAAAAAUAAAGGAAAGCCAAUCAGA